Messenger RNA from Cajanus cajan (pigeon pea), 1191 nucleotides. RefSeq lists its product as uncharacterized. The record is from RefSeq and is a predicted model, not a curated record. Lineage: Eukaryota; Viridiplantae; Streptophyta; Magnoliopsida; Fabales; Fabaceae.
AUAAGGAAAGGAUUCAAAGGACAGCGCAAAUUGACUUGGAUUUGAGUGGUUGAACUGCGAACUACUCGAGUCCAAUACUAGCCACGAGAAGGGUGUGAGCAUUUAAUAAGAGAAAAUUAAAUGUUGGUUGUAGCAGUAGCAGUAGCAGGCAGUGAGAAAGGUGUGUGAGCAUAAUAGGCAUAGCAAGAAGAAGAUAAAAUUGGAGAUUGAAGGGAAUGGAGGGUGAGCCUGAGCCUAAUUCCCAACUCAAAGACAGCACCGACGCUGAACUCUCCAAAAUUCGUCUCAUGAGAGCCUUCGUUGAAGCCAGAGAUCCCUCUUCUAAGGAAGUAGAUGAUUUGAUGAUUAGAAGAUUCUUGCGUGCUCGUGAUUUGGAUGUGGAGAAGGCCUCGGCAAUGUUCCUCAAGUACUUGAAAUGGAAACGUUCAUUUGUUCCAAAUGGUUAUAUAUCCCCCUCAGAGAUUGCCGAAGAUAUUGCACAUGACAAGAUGUUCGUGCAAGGGGUCGACAAGAAGGGUCGACCUAUAGCUAUUGCCUUUGCUGCGAAACAUUUUCAAAGCAAAAAUGGUCCAGAGGGAUUCAAACGGUAUGUAGUCUUUGCUCUUGAGAAGCUAUGUUCAAGAAUGCCACCGGGGCAAGAAAAGUUUCUUGCCAUUGCAGACGUUAAGGGAUGGGGAUAUGCAAACAGUGACCUUCGUGGAUACCUUAAUUCUCUAUCCAUUUUGCAGGAUUGUUACCCCGAAAGAUUGGGGAAGUUGUUUAUUGUACACGCACCUUAUAUGUUUAUGAAAGUUUGGAAAAUUGUUUACCCUUUCAUUGACGACAAUACCAAGAGAAAGAUAGUAUUCGUGGAAAACAAAAAGCUGAAAUCAACACUGCUGGAAGAGAUAGAUGAGAGUCAACUCCCAGAAAUAUAUGGGGGACAAAUGCCAUUAGUUCCUAUCCAAGAUAGCUAAUUAAAAUUGUUUAAAUCCUUGUUUGCCAAUUUAAUUUCUUCAUAUAUUUCAAUCUUUGUACCCGGAUUUAAUUACAUAUAGGAGCUCUAUAGCUGGUCAGGUUAUCUUAGCAGAUGCAUAUAACCUUGAUUAUGCAUUUGCUUAAUGCUUGUAACAAGCUAUUUCACAAGAACUUGUUCUUUGUCUCCUAUAUAUCUGCAACAUCAAAGUAUUAUGGGUAAAAUAUCAUUGGUGU